Molecule: messenger RNA, 2450 nt
Organism: Coturnix japonica (Japanese quail)
Lineage: Eukaryota; Metazoa; Chordata; Aves; Galliformes; Phasianidae
Source: RefSeq, a predicted model, not a curated record
GGAGGCGCCUCGCUUUCCCAGCAUCCCCCGCGGCAAACAUGGCGGCGGCGCGGAGCUGAGGCCUCGGGCUGGGCCUAGUGAGACCGAACCGGGCCGGACCGGGCCGGGGGGGCUGGGUUGGACCGGAGGAAGGGCCGGUCCCGUUCCCGGUGCUGUGAGCGGCCCCAGCCCCGUUAAACAUGGCGGGGGAGCUGGCGGAUAAGAAAGAACGGGACUCGUCCCCCGGGAAGGAGGAACGGAAACGAUCCCGGUCACCGGAACGAGACCGAGACCGGGACCGGGACCGGAAGGGAUCCCCCAAGGACCGGAAACGGCACCGAUCCCGGGACAGGAGGAGGAGCAGCCGGUCACGGUCACGGUCACGGUCCAAGUCGUUGGACAGGGACCGGAGGCACAAAGAGCGGGACCGGGACCGGGGGAAGAAGGACCGAGACCGGGAGAAGGAGAAAGAUGGCGGCCACCGGAGGGACAAGGAGCGGAAACGGGGCAGGGCCUGUUCCCCGAUCAGGGGUAAAGACUCCAAAUCCCGCAAGGAGAGAGAGCAGAGGAAGGGGGAGGAGGAGGAGGAGAAGCGCUGAAAAAGGAGAAGGCGCAGCCCGUCCCUGGAGGAGCUGCUGGCCAAGAAGAAGGCGGAGGAGGAGGCAGAAGCCAAGCCCAAGUUCCUGUCCAAGGCUGAGCGUGAGGCCGAGGCCUUAAAGCGGAGACAGCAGGAGGUGGAGGAGCGACAGCGGCUGCUGGGAGGGAGGAGAGAAGAAGAGGAGCAAUUCCAGGAGCUUGGGGAGGAAGAUACCCAGGAACGGGAGCGCAGGGAAAGGAGGGAGAGGAUGGAGAGAGAAAGUAACGGCACCGAGGAUGAGGAGGGGAGGCAGAAGAUCCGCGAGGAGAAGGACAAGAGCAAAGAGCUGCACGCCAUCAAGGAGCGGUUGGGGGGGGUGAAGAAGCGCAGGAGGACGCGGCACCUGAACGACCGCAAGUUUGUGUUUGAAUGGGACGCUUCCUGAGGAACCUCCAUUGACUACAACCCGCUGUACAAGGAGAGGCACCAGGUUCAGCUGUUGGGCCGAGGCUUCAUCGCGGGGAUCGAUUUGAAGCAGCAGAAAAGGGAACAGUCGCGUUUUUAUGGGGACCUGAUGGAGAAGAGGAGGACGCUGGAGGAGAAGGAGCAGGAGGAGGCCAGGCUGAGGAAACUGAGGAAGAAAGAAGCCAAACAACGUUGGGACGACAGACAUUGGUCCCAAAAGAAACUGGACGAGAUGACGGACAGAGACUGGAGGAUCUUCAGGGAGGAUUACAGCAUCACCACCAAGGGGGGCAAGAUCCCAAACCCCAUCCGCUCCUGGAAGGACUCGUCACUGCCGCCCCAUAUCCUGGAGGUCAUCGAUAAGUGCGGAUAUAAGGAGCCCACCCCCAUCCAGCGUCAGGCCAUCCCCAUCGGGCUGCAGAACCGCGACAUCAUUGGGGUGGCUGAGACCGGCAGCGGGAAAACGGCCGCGUUCCUGAUCCCACUGUUGGUGUGGAUCACAACCCUGCCCAAAAUCGACCGCAUUGAGGAGUCAGACCAGGGGCCCUACGCCAUCAUCCUGGCCCCCACCCGUGAACUGGCCCAGCAGAUCGAGGAGGAAACCAUCAAGUUUGGGAAACCGCUGGGGAUCCGCACGGUGGCCGUUAUCGGGGGCAUCUCCCGCGAGGACCAAGGGUUCCGCCUGCGCAUGGGCUGCGAGAUCGUCAUUGCCACCCCCGGGCGCCUCAUCGACGUCCUGGAGAACCGGUACCUGGUUCUGAGCCGCUGCACGUACGUGGUGCUGGACGAGGCGGAUCGGAUGAUUGACAUGGGGUUUGAGCCUGAUGUACAGAAGAUCCUGGAGCACAUGCCUGUAACCAACCAGAAACCGGACACGGACGAGGCCGAGGAUCCGGAGAAGAUGCUGGCGAACUUUGAGUCCGGGAAACACAAGUACAGACAGGUGGGAUAUGGGGUGUGGGGUAUGGGAUGUGGGCCAGAUUACAUCCACCGCAUCGGCCGCACGGGCCGCGCUGGUAAAAGCGGCGUCGCCAUCACGUUCCUGACCAAGGAGGAUUCGUCCGUGUUCUACGAGCUGAAACAAGCCAUCCUGGACAGCCCCGUGUCCUCCUGCCCCCCCGAGCUGGCCAACCACCCCGAUGCACAGCACAAACCCGGCACCAUCCUCACCAAGAAGCGCCGCGAGGAAACCAUCUUCGCAUGAGGAAUAUGGGGCUGCCAGGGCUGCUAUGGGGCUGACCCAUAACCUGCCUGUAAUGCAGCCUGGACUGCUAUGGGGCUGCCAGGACUGCUAUAGGGCUGCUAUGGGGCUGCCCCAUAACCUCCUUGUAUUGCAGCCUGGACUGCUAUGGGGCUGCCCCAUAACCUGCUUGGAUUGCAGGACUGCUAUGGGGCUGCCCCAUAACCUGCCUGGACUGCUCUGGGGCUG